Molecule: messenger RNA, 729 nt
Organism: Dissoconium aciculare CBS 342.82
Lineage: Eukaryota; Fungi; Ascomycota; Dothideomycetes; Mycosphaerellales; Dissoconiaceae
Exons: 2
Coding region: 1-729 (242 amino acids)
Source: RefSeq, a predicted model, not a curated record
AUGGCACCGACGCACGCCGUGUCAAUCUCCAAGGGACCUCUCUGGAACGAAAGCCGCUUGGUGCAGCUCCUCCUGCUCCUCCUGUGCGAUGCCAAGUACAGCUAUGCUGAGCUUUCGGCUCGAUGGGCCGAGCGUUAUCCGCACGAAGAAUUCAAGCCUUCUGCGAGAGCAUUUCAGGAGAAGAUUAGCAGUCUCAAGAAGGCCGUCAAUGCAGCAUCUUCAGGCGAAACAACAGCUCGCGUCACCACCGCGCCGUCCACGCCUAAGAAGAGGGCCUCGCCCAACAAGAUGUCUAGUGGCGGAAGCUCAUCCAAACGCGUGAAGCAAUUCGACGCGAUGCAUCUCAAUAGCGACGGCGACGAGACUGACGAAGGAGCAUCGCCAAACAUCAAUGCAAGCAUUAAGUCGGAAAGGCGCAAGACACCGAGCCGCCGCAGUAAGAGUGUGGCUCCCAAUUACAGCCUGCUGAAUCACGAGUCUGAUGAUUUUGACGAGCGCAUCGAGAGCCCUGUCAAUCCUACACUGGAGGAACACUCUGAGACUGCUAUUGUGCAUGCCAACGGCAAAGCCGCAUUGCCAAUCAAGCUCGACGAGGCCGACAUUCUGGCGAGUCGUUCUCACCUUGUGGACAGAGAGUCGACCAAAGCCAGUCACAUUAAGACUGAUAACUAUGGCUACUUCAGCCACGCUAAUGAUUCUGACGGAAGCAACUUUGAUCCUAAGGCUUGA